This is a messenger RNA of Rotaria socialis, 486 nucleotides long. NCBI's taxonomy places the organism in Eukaryota, Metazoa, Rotifera, Eurotatoria, Philodinida, Philodinidae. The record is from the annotation of a GenBank genome assembly.
AUGGAAGAAUAUAGUCUUGCACAUGAUUAUUUAACUAAGCUAACGAGAAUUAUAUCUGAUGAAAAUGACACUCGUGAUUUAGCACUCGUCUAUUAUUACCAAGGAUUAAACUUUUAUCGAGAAGGAAACUAUACUCAAUCUAUGAUUGAAUAUGAAAAAGCGCUUGCUAUUCAGCGUAAACUAUUUUCUGAAGGUCAUUCAGAUCUCGGUGAAACAUUGAGAGGCAUUGGUGUAAUCUAUGAUAAUGUAGGAAAAUAUGAACUUGCAUUAGAAAAACAUCUCGAAUGUUUAGCUAUAAGUGAAAAAAUGCUUUCAAAAGAUCAUGUUCAUAUUGCUGAAGCAGUGAAUAAUAUUGAUGUAUGUUAUGAUCGUAUGGGUAAAUUUGAAUGGGCAUUAGAAUAUGAUAUUCGUGCUCUAGAAAUGAAACAACAUCUUUUCCCAUAUGAUCACCCUGAUGUAGAAACAAGUUUGAAUAAUAUUGGUUAA